Messenger RNA from Bursaphelenchus okinawaensis, 821 nucleotides. The record is from the annotation of a GenBank genome assembly. NCBI's taxonomy places the organism in Eukaryota, Metazoa, Nematoda, Chromadorea, Rhabditida, Aphelenchoididae.
AUGGACCCCCUUCAACUUUCUACAUUGGAAGAGCUUGAUCUACUAGACUUGAAAGAUGAUUUAUGUAUCGUGACUCUACGUGUCACGUCAGUCAAAGGUGUCCGCCGUGUCAGUGUUGGAUCUGGACGGUCCCAGGUCCCUGUUUCUAGCGCGAUUGCAGAAUGCUCUAACGGAGAGUCCCUACAAAUCGUUGGAUGGUCAGAAGUUGCCAGCACUUUGGCGGACACUUUGAGAGUCGGACAUGUCUACAAGUAAGUUUUCGCAUUUUUUUCCAAAUUUUACCUUUUUAGGUUUGAAAAGAUCAUGAAAAAACGAAGCGGAAGCAAUUUCCCACCUUGCGAACAAUCCUUUGAACUCAAGAUGACCCCAAAUACCGUUGUUACCGAUCUUGGAAUUCCCGACGCCGAUAAUGACCCAGCCGUACCUCUACAAAGCUUACAUGAUCUGUCGCUACACUCCGAGAAGAUUGGUGAGAGUUUUGCAAUUUUUUACUAUUAUUUUUCGAAAUUUAUGUUUUUACUUUAUCUUUAUUACUUUUAAAUUAAUUUUAUCACAUUUUAGCCGUCAGCGCAUACGUUCAAAUCGUCCCCACUUCCAGUCCCAACGGAAUCAUUGGGAGUGUGGUUGAUGAGAGGUACCGCGUUCGUAUCAAGGUUGAUGUCCCAGUCGAACAUAUGGAAAUAGGGGAUCUGCUUCAUUUGGAAGGAAAAUAUCAAAAUGGAAUUUUAGACGUGACCCAUUACGUCAUUCUGCCAGAAGGAAUCGAACCGACCCACCAAUAUUUGAAGAACACUCGGAGUCCCCUUAAACGCAUCGCUUGA